AUGGCAGAACCCCCAGCAGAAAGGAGAAAGACCACGAGGAAAGUCCUCCUGCAGACUUUGCAGAAAUUAAGAAAUGAUGAGUUCGACUUAUUUAAGUGGCAUUUGACCGACAGCCUUGGAGACUUCGCAUCAAUUCCAAUAUCCAAACUGGAGAAUUUAGACAGGAAGGGUACGGUGGAUCUGAUGGUCAACACGUACUGUAUCUACACAGUCAAAGUCACUAAAAUGAUUUUGGUUGAAAUCGGCAUGAAUAAUCUGGUUUUGGAUCUCCCCCAAACAGACCCUGAAGGUACCUGGCACGCCCCGAUUGCUGGGAGAUUUGUUCCUUCUGGUGCCUCCCUGCUGAUGGGAGGGGAGGAGGAGCUACCAGGCAGCUUGACAGAACAUGUUGCUCCAUUGUGUUCUACCAUGAAGUUCAUAUAUGCAACCAUGUUGUUCUGCACUCAUCAUUUUCAAGCAUUGACAAUAUGGCACAAGAUGUGUUAUGAAAAGACCCAGAGGACUUAUGUACCACCCACUUCACUGAUAAGUUAG
Menidia menidia (Atlantic silverside) is the source of this 534-nucleotide messenger RNA. The record is from the annotation of a GenBank genome assembly. Lineage: Eukaryota; Metazoa; Chordata; Actinopteri; Atheriniformes; Atherinopsidae.